This is a messenger RNA of Juglans microcarpa x Juglans regia, 3083 nucleotides long. Its product is annotated as phospholipase D alpha 1-like. The record is from RefSeq and is a predicted model, not a curated record. The transcript is spliced from 4 exons. Gene Ontology annotation, cellular component: plasma membrane. NCBI's taxonomy places the organism in Eukaryota, Viridiplantae, Streptophyta, Magnoliopsida, Fagales, Juglandaceae. Gene Ontology annotation, molecular function: calcium ion binding; D-type glycerophospholipase activity. Bases 603 to 2939 code for a protein of 778 amino acids. Gene Ontology annotation, biological process: phosphatidylcholine metabolic process; phospholipid catabolic process.
UUAUUAUCGUUAUUUUUCUUCUCCCUGUAUUGCCACUUGCAGUUUUAUUCAGAAACUGGCCGUCUUUCACGCCACCAACUGGUCGUUAUGGUUGGUAUUAAUGGCUUGAAGGACUCGUUUUAUAUUCUUUCCGACAGUCAGUUUUUUUUUUUUAACAGAAUUAAAUAUGGUUCACCUAAACCACUAAUUCUUGUAGACAACAGUGUUUUGAAUCAACUUCCUUUCAACUCUUAACUCUCGGAUUUACAUUGCUUCUUACGCAAGAACUCUCUAACGUGAGCUGACUUUCUCCUCAUCAAGUCAAAAGUUUUUGGUCAGCUCUUCUGCUUCAUCUCCUCUUUCUUUGUUAUUCGAUUUUGUGGGUGUUUCGGAUCCUUACCGGUGGUCCAUUGUGGUGUUUUUCUUUUGAUAACUUUAUUCUCAAGAUUGAAAUCUGAGGUCGGUCUUCUCUGGUGAGAAAAUAAGCAGAUCGACCAAUGGCGCAACUGCUGCUGCAUGGGAUCCUUCACGCUACAGUCUAUGAGAUUGAUAGGGUUUCUGGCAAAGGUUGCUGCAUGGUCCUCUGCAAGAUUUUGGCUGACUCAAAUUGUCAAUGACUUUUAAUGCAGCUGAUGGAAAACGUAGAAACGCUGGGGUUUGGAAGAGGUAAAUCCAAAAUCUAUGCAACAAUUGAUAUAGAGAAUACUACAGUUGCCCGUACUAGACUACUGAAAAAUGAACACUCUAAUCUCCAAUGGUCCGAAUCUUUCCACAUUUACUGUGCUCAUAAGGCUUCUCAUAUUGCGUUCUCUAUCAAAGAAGAUGAUCCUAUUGGGGCAAGAGUAAUCGGUAAAGCUUAUAUGCCUGUUGGGGACAUAGUAAGUGGUGAAGAAGUGAAUAGAUGGCUUAGGAUCUUGAAUAAUAACCAUAAACCUCCCCAUGGAGGUCCCAAAAUCCACGUGAAGUUACAGUUUUUUGAUGUCACUCGAGAAUGUAACUGGUCUCGGGGAAUUAGAAGGAAUAAAUUUCCAGGAGUCCCUUUCACAUUCUUUCCACAGAGACAUGGUUGUAGAGUUACUCUUUACCAAGAUGCUCAUAUCCCGGACAAAUUUAUCCCGAAAAUCCCUCUUGCUGGGGGUAAGUACUAUGAGCCACAACGAUGCUGGGAAGAUAUCUUUGAUGCCAUUUCCAAAGCAAAGCAUUUGAUAUACAUUGCUGGAUGGUCUGUAUAUACUAAGAUCAAGUUGGUGAGGGACUUGAGGAGACAAAAGCCUGAAGGAGAGCUGACCUUGGGGGAGCUUCUUAAAAACAAGGCAAGUGAAGGGUUAAGGGUCUUGAUGCUUGUUUGGGAUGACAGAACUUCUGUAAAAUUGCUAAAGAAGGAUGGAGUAAUGGCUACCCAUGACGAAGAUACGGAAAGCUAUUUCCGUGACACUGGAGUACACUGUAUUUUAUGCCCUCGUAAUCCUGACAACAGCGAAAGCAUUGUUCAAGACUUGGAGGUUUCCACCAUGUUCACUCAUCACCAGAAGAUUGUGGUGGUCGACAGUGGGAUGCCCAUUGGAAAUUCUGGAAAGAGGAGGAUAGUGAGCUUCAUUGGUGGCAUUGAUCUUUGUGAUGGGAGAUAUGACACUCCCUUUCAUUCCAUUUUCAGGACUCUAUAUACAGCCCACCAUGAUGACUUUCAUCAGCCCAACUUUGCUGAUGCCUCAAUCAAGAAAGGUGGACCUAGGGAGCCUUGGCAUGACAUUCACUGCAGGUUAGAAGGACAAAUUGCCUGGGAUGUUUUAUUCAAUUUUGAGCAGAGAUGGAUGAAGCAAGGCAUAAAGGGCUUGCUUAUUCGAUUAAAAGAUUUAGAUAAAAUAUUCAUAGGUCCAUCUCCAGUUAUGUAUCCCGAAGACUAUGACACAUGGGAUGUUCAAUUGUUCCGAUCAAUUGAUGGAGGAGCUGCCUUUGGCUUCCCUGAUAAUCCUGAGGACGCAGCCAGGGUAGGUCUUGUCACUUGGAAGGAUAAUGUAAUUGAAAGAAGCAUUCAGGAUGCUUACAUCAAUGCCAUUAGACGAGCAAAGAGUUUCAUUUACAUUGAAAACCAGUAUUUUCUCGGAAGCUCAUUUUGGUGGAAUUCACAAGACCUUAAGGUUGAGCAGAUUGGUGCUGUACAACUAAUUCCAAAAGAGCUGUCACUAAAGAUUGUUAGUAAAAUUGAGGCAGGAGAAAGAUUUAGUGUCUAUGUCGUCAUUCCAAUGUGGCCAGAGGGUAUCCCAAAGAGUGCAGCUGUGGAGGAAAUAUUGAAUUGGCAAAAGAGGACAAUGGAGAUGAUGUACAAAGACAUUGCUCUGGCCCUUCAAACCAAGGGAAUUGAGGCAAACCCGAAGGACUAUUUGUCAUUCUUUUGCCUUGGCAAUCGAGAGAGGGUGAAAAGCGGAGAAUAUGAACCUUCGGAGAAACCAGAAAAUGAUACAGACUACAGCAGAGCUCAGAAAGCCAGGCGGUUCAUGAUAUACGUUCAUGCCAAGAUGAUGAUAGUUGACGAUGAAUACAUAAUCAUUGGAUCUGCCAACAUCAAUCAAAGGUCAAUGGAUGGUGCCAGGGAUUCAGAGAUUGCCAUGGGAGCCUAUCAACCAUUUCACCUAGCCACUAGUCAGCCAGCCAGGGGCCAGAUCCACGGCUUCCGAAUGGCAUUGUGGUACGAGCACUUGGGCAUGCUAGACGACUUCUUCCUCCAACCAGAGAGUGUGGAAUGUAUCCAAAAAGUGAACCAAAUUGCCAGGAAGUACUGGGACUACUACUCCAGUGAGACACUGGACCAUGACCUGCCUGGCCAUUUGCUUAGUUAUCCCAUCAAUAUUGCUGAAAACGGGGAGGUGACAGAGCUUCCGGGGACAGAAUUCUUCCCAGACACCAGGGCUAAAGUUCUUGGAUCCAUGUCUAUGUUCCUUCCUCCAAUUCUCACUACCUAAUUACCUUGUUCUGAUCUGAUUUAAGAAAUGAGCUCAUUCUUUAUUCAUGUUAGAGUUCACGGUACCAUGGAUGAUACACGAAGUAUAAGCUGGCAGGCUAGUUGCUUGAAACUUAUAGAUAAAAACCAAGAUAUGAACUUUAAU